Messenger RNA from Uranotaenia lowii, 477 nucleotides. RefSeq names its product histone H2A. NCBI's taxonomy places the organism in Eukaryota, Metazoa, Arthropoda, Insecta, Diptera, Culicidae. The coding region runs from base 22 to 396 and encodes 124 amino acids. Gene Ontology annotation, molecular function: protein heterodimerization activity; structural constituent of chromatin; DNA binding. The transcript has a single exon. Gene Ontology annotation, cellular component: nucleosome. The record is from RefSeq and is a predicted model, not a curated record.
UCGAAACUCAUCUCAGCAAAAAUGUCUGGCCGCGGCAAAGGAGGAAAAGUCAAGGGAAAGGCAAAGUCCCGAUCAUCUCGUGCCGGACUUCAGUUCCCAGUCGGUCGUAUCCAUCGUCUGCUCCGCAAGGGCAACUACGCAGAACGUGUCGGAGCUGGAGCUCCCGUCUAUCUGGCCGCUGUCAUGGAAUAUCUGGCAGCUGAAGUGCUGGAAUUGGCAGGAAACGCCGCUCGUGACAACAAGAAGACCCGUAUCAUCCCGCGUCAUCUUCAGUUGGCCAUCCGUAACGACGAGGAAUUGAACAAACUGCUUUCGGGCGUCACCAUUGCUCAGGGAGGUGUUCUGCCAAACAUCCAAGCCGUUUUGCUGCCCAAGAAGACCGAAAAGAAGGCUUAAACUAGGAUCAUCUCUUCUUCAAACCAAACCGUCCUUUUCAGGACGACAAACAUUUAUGUUAAGAGUUUAAUGAUACUUUUG